UUUGCGAUUUACAGCAACAUCUAUUGUACAACAGGCGGGCCCGAAAAUGUUACGUACAUUCGCGCUUACGGCAAGAAUAUUUGCGAAAACCUCGUUUCCCGCCUCGCUCGGUGGACACCACCUGCAGCAACCGGCCUGCGGUGCCGCAUUAUGGAAACAGUACACGAAUCUUCCCCACAGCAAAGAGCUACCGGAGCAGAAAGCCGAUGGUAGCGAAACGGCCAAACCCAAUAGCAACACCACACCCGGGUUCGAUGCGGAGAAGCGUAGAAAAGUGCUCGAGCUAGAGAUAGAGGUGAUGCGGCAGGAGGGUAGAAAGGUGCCCUCCGUCUCCACCAUCAAGCCGGACCAGUGGGAACAUCUGUUAGGUUUAUCGUCCCGAAACCAGCGCCGUCAGUACUACCUUUACCUGUGGAACAUUGAAAUGGUUCGAUUGGGACAGAAGCUGAAAAAGGAGCGCAAGCAGGAAGAGAUCGCCAAGCGGCGGGAAGAGCUAAUGAAGGCGACGGCGGCAAACGAUCACAUCGUGUACGGGCUGUUUCACAACACAAUGUUCCUGCGGAUAUACGACUCGAAGAUGGAUCACUUUCACAACAACCGGCUCGUUCAAGCGAUGCAGUUCGGGUGCAAUCUGGUGAUCGAUUGCUCGUACGAUGAUUACAUGAACGAUAAGGAGAUGCGCAACACGGCGAAGCAGCUGAUGCUGUGCUUCGCGCUCAACCGGUCCCACGAGGAACCGUUCAACAUUCACCACUGCAAUGCAAACUAUGGCAAGACGACGAUGAAACAGCUCGAAAAGCAUCUGGUGCAGAUCCACCAGCCCGAGUUCCCGUUCAACGUUACCGAUCGGAGCUAUACGGAGCUUUUCCCCAAAGAGCGGCUGGUCUACCUGACGCCGCACUGCAAGAACGAUCUGACAGAGUUUAACCCAGACGAUGUGUACAUAAUCGGCGCGAUGGUGGACAAAUCCUCCCAGGAGGCCGUUUCGCUCGGCAAGGCCAAGAAGCUUGGUCUGCGGAUGGCACGGCUCCCGCUGGAUCGGUACUUUCAGUUUAAGAGCGGCAAAUCGCUCACCCUCGAUCAGAUGGUAGCGAUCAUGCUGGAGCUGAAAACGAGCAACAACUUCGAGAAAGCGUUCCAACACGUACCCCGCCGCAAGAUAACGACGGUGGAUGAGGCGGCAGCCAAAGAGCAGGAGAUGCGAGAGGUGGCGAAAUUCAAAUUUAACUUCAACAACAAACGGACGGGCGAUAAGCGAAACAAUAGUAAACAAAGUUCCCAGCCCAAGUUAGGGAAAGGUAGGUAUUAA
Messenger RNA from Anopheles coluzzii, 1309 nucleotides. RefSeq names its product mitochondrial ribonuclease P protein 1 homolog (gene rswl). Gene Ontology annotation, molecular function: tRNA binding. The record is from RefSeq and is a predicted model, not a curated record. Gene Ontology annotation, biological process: mitochondrial tRNA 5'-end processing; positive regulation of mitochondrial translation. The coding region runs from base 47 to 1309 and encodes 420 amino acids. Lineage: Eukaryota; Metazoa; Arthropoda; Insecta; Diptera; Culicidae. The transcript has 3 exons. Gene Ontology annotation, cellular component: nucleus; nucleoplasm; mitochondrion.